Syzygium oleosum is the source of this 2290-nucleotide messenger RNA. Its product is annotated as beta-hexosaminidase 2-like. Gene Ontology annotation, molecular function: beta-N-acetylhexosaminidase activity. Bases 395 to 2188 code for a protein of 597 amino acids. The record is from RefSeq and is a predicted model, not a curated record. The transcript is spliced from 3 exons. Lineage: Eukaryota; Viridiplantae; Streptophyta; Magnoliopsida; Myrtales; Myrtaceae. Gene Ontology annotation, biological process: carbohydrate metabolic process; glycosaminoglycan metabolic process. Gene Ontology annotation, cellular component: membrane.
CUCUCUCUCUCUCGAGAGUCCACACAUUCUCAGCAGAGCGAAGCGCGAGGCAUAGGACAAGGGGAAGAGACCAAUUGGCGUCGCGGGCGAAUUCGCUUAUAGAAUUCGACCAGCGAUCGCUGCCGAGGCAGAAGCUACACGGAGAAAAGUCCAAGAGGGCCAUGAAAUUUUUAAGGAAGCGUAGUUUACUUUGAUGGAAGAGGACGCGGAAAGAGCUCUUGGGUCGCGGACAGAUGGCGGGUACAGUCCCUUGCCGGCCCCGUCGAUAGAUUCCUUUUGUUAUGUGUACUGAAAUCGUUUUCCCUCUAACUGGGUUCUUAUAAAUGUGGCUGUUUUCUGCUUGCAUCGGCGUGUCCGAGCACUCGUGGAAGCUGCUGUCAUUUGAUGCUGCUAGAUGAUUCGGUUUGACCCGGAGACUUAUAUGGACCAGCACAGUGAUGGCCCUGCUCCCAAGUGGAGUAAGGGCACUCCAAUUUUGAUCAAUUUCAUCACCAUCACGUUUCUAGUAUGCUCUCCCAUUUUAUCUGUUGAGUGUAGUGCAAUCAGUGUUUGGCCAAAACCAAGAGAAUUUUCAUGGCCAACUCAACAGGCGACCUUACUGUCUCCUUCUUUUACCAUCGAAUCUCCCCAUCACCAAUACCUCUCAGCUUCUGUUAACCGCUAUCUUCAUCUCAUCCUCUCCGAGCAUUUUUAUCCUCUUUCCAAUCCGCAUGCCAACCUGACGAAUGGCCCCACUUUGCAAACUCUGCUUGUACUGGUCAAUGAUCUAGCUGCUCCUCUCAGCCAUGGUGUGAAUGAAUCCUACAGCCUUAGCAUCCCCACCUCAGGCGACAAAGCGAGCCUGAUUGCCGAGACAGUAUGGGGUGCUAUGAGGGGUCUUGAGACAUUCUCCCAGCUUGUGUGGGGGAAGCCCUCAUGGGUGGCUGUUGGAGUGGAGGUGCGGGAUUGGCCAAUCUUUUCUUAUAGAGGGAUAGUGCUGGAUACCUCGAGAAACUACUAUAAAGUUGAAGACAUCCUAAGGACUAUUGGAGCAAUGAGUGCCAACAAGCUCAAUGUUUUUCAUUGGCACAUCACUGACUCGCAUUCAUUCCCUUUGUUGUUGCCUUCAGAACCCGAUCUAGCAGCUAAGGGAGCCUAUGGGUCUGACAUGCAAUACUCACCAGCUGAUGUUAGGCGCAUCGUUGAAUUUGGCCUGGAACAUGGGGUUCGUGUAUUGCCAGAAUUAGACAUGCCUGGUCAUACAGGAUCGUGGGCUGAAGCUUAUCCAGAAAUUGUAACCUGCGCAAACAUGUUUUGGUGGCCAGCAGGAAGUGAAUGGGCAGAUCGGCUAGCAUCAGAACCGGGAACGGGUCAUCUUAACCCAUUGAACCCAAAGACCUAUCAAGUUCUCAAGAACGUCAUUCGUGAUGUGGUGACAUUAUUCCCAGAUCAAUUCUUCCAUGCUGGAGCUGAUGAGAUCAUACCUGGCUGUUGGAAAGCCGAUCCAACAAUUCAAGCAUUCUUGUCGAGCGGUGGCACUCUGAGUCAGCUACUUGAGACAUUUGUCAACUCCACCUUACCUUAUAUUUUAUCUCUUAAUAGGACUGCUGUCUACUGGGAAGAUGUCUUGUUAGAUCCGAAUAUCAAGGUGGAUAAAUCACUUCUUCCCCCAGAGCACACUAUCUUGCAGACAUGGAAUAAUGGUCCCAAUAACACAAAAAGGAUUGUCUCUUCUGGAUAUCGAGCCAUCGUGUCAUCAUCAGAUUUCUACUACUUGGAUUGUGGGCAUGGAGACUUUCUUGGAAAUGAUAGUCAAUAUGAUCAGCCGCCAGGCAGUAAUCCAGGGAAUGGUGGUUCAUGGUGUGGACCUUUCAAAACGUGGCAGACUAUAUACAAUUAUGAUAUAACAUAUGGUUUAACUGAGGAGGAAGCAACAUUGGUGCUUGGUGGAGAGGUUGCACUCUGGUCAGAGCAGGCGGACCCAAAUGUUCUAGAUGCACGUAUCUGGCCUAGAGCUUCAGCAAUGGCAGAGAGCAUGUGGUCAGGGAAUCGGGACGAGAAAGGCAUGAAGAGAUACGCGGAAGCAACUGAUCGUUUGAAUGAAUGGAGGAGUAGAAUGGUCAGUAGAGGGAUUGGCGCUGAGCCCAUUCAGCCACUUUGGUGCAUAAGGAACCCAGGGAUGUGCAAUACGGUUAAUCCAUUUGUUUAGUUGCUAUUGUUGCCCCAAGAAAAUGAAAAUGGGAGUUGUUUUGUGUAAUCUUACUGCAUUUCUUUUCCAAUUGUAAAAGCUGAGAAAAUGUCCAUUUGUUCA